This is a messenger RNA of Closterium sp. Naga37s-1, 398 nucleotides long. The record is from the annotation of a GenBank genome assembly. Lineage: Eukaryota; Viridiplantae; Streptophyta; Zygnematophyceae; Desmidiales; Closteriaceae.
AUGCCUGCACCAUUGUCAGCGACGCCGCUGCUGGAAAAGUACUCUGCAUCUGCUUCUCCUACACGACUUCUGCCCCACUGCACAAACUCGCGCUCCCACCUCACUGUGGAGACGGGAGUGGGGAGAGGGGGGGUGAAGUUGAUGCGUCUGAGAGGCGAUGUCUGCGAGGCUGUGAGCAGUCGCUGCGGGAAGGAGAUGAUGUAUGUUGAAUUCACUCCAAUCCAACGACUGGGAGGGGCUCAUCAAGGCAGGGCUGCUGAUGGGUCUGGCGGAGGCUGCAGAGGACAGUUUAGAACGCCCUGUGAUGCUCCCUUUUCCACCAACCACCCCCGGUUCCUCCCUUCCCACGCGUCCGUCAUCCCUGACCCUUCCAGCUCGCUGCCAAUACACCACCUCAG